AUGACGCGCCUCCUGCUCGUCGACUCUCGCACUCUCAACCUCUUCGUGGCUCUGCCCCGCUCUUCCUUGUCUUUGCGCGGGCAGGGCCACAUCUCGUGCGCGGCGCUCUGGCGAUCGGCUCCGUUGUGGUCAGCCGGGCUCACGUCCAUCGAUCUGCGACGCACCAGAGUGGACGAUAAGUUCAUUGCGCGCCUGGGCGCCAGCGAGGCGGCGGAGACGAUUGAAUGCUUGAACCUGUCGCAGAGUCAGUACAUCACCGACGCAGCGAUCGCACAUCUGCGCGCCUUUCCUCGUCUCCGACAAGGUCUGCCGGCCUUGGUCUCUCUACGCCUCGUUGGCACCGAAGUCACCUCAAUCGGCUGCCUCCGCUUUAUUCGAGAGCGCGACGGCACGGAGAAGCUGACCACUUUCACGGUGCCCUACCGCUGGUACAGUACUGGCGCCACCAACGACUGGCUCGAGGUACUCGAGGAGUGCUGGCGCCGCUGCCCGCGGCUCACCCGCCCGCCCUUCCCGCGCAUCCGCUGCCGUUCGCUGCUUCGUAUUAUGGACGCCUGCGCCGGGGCCGGGCUCGGCCACGCCCCGCCCGAGCUGCGCGAGCUCUCUCUGGGCCUACUCACAGACCCGUGUGCCGAGACGGGCCACGGCCACGAGGCCGCGACGGCCAUCGCCGCCUGUCGCGCGCAGCUCGUGCGGCUCGAUCUGUGCAGCUUCCACGGGCGCGACUUGGCCGCGACCCCCGAGCUCGACCGGGCCAUCGCCUCGCUCGGCGAUCGCCUGCUCGCGCUGCGGCUGGCCCACUUCGACGCGGCGGCGAGCAGGUGGUCACUUCCCUCCAUGUCGGGGCGGCUCGAGACCCUGACGCUCGACCGAAUCCGGUGCCCGUUCGUAGGGCUGACGACGGCCCUGUCCGGCCUCGGCCACCACCUUCGCCACCUGUUCCUCGAGUCGUGCACCUUCACCACCACCUCCACUACCGAAGAGCUGACGUCAGCAGAUGAUGAUGACGUCAGCCGCGACUGGGGCGCGAUGGUGGCGGCGCUGGGCCGGCUCGAGCGCCUGUGCUGGUGCGCCUCGGCCUUUUCGCCGCCGCGCGCGCUGCGCGUAGCGAUCGCGCACCCGCGGCUCGAGCGGCUCGAGCUCGGCGGGAGCGACCCGGAAGACGGCCCCGCGCUCGAGCUGGAACGCCUCGCGUGCCCGCAGCUGCGCCGGGUGGUGCUGGAUCUCGAGCGUCUGCGGUGGGUCGGCCAGCACACGCUGGCGGCCGCGCUGCGCGAGCAAUCACCGGCACUGGAGGAGAUCGACAUCGACGACGGCGGCGUCAUGAGGCCCUUCGCCCGCCUCCACACGCUCACGCUGAGGCGCGCCAUACCGGUGGCCUCGGGGGACGAUGACGACGACGCCGCGGUGCAGGUGACGGGGCUGGCCGCGGGCGAGAGCCUCACGCGCCUGUCGCUCGCGCGCUACGGGCUGGCGCGGGCCGGCGAGCUCGACGGUCUGCUGCGGCACUUCCCGCGGCUCACGCGGUUGGAACUCGAUUCGGUGCCACUUCCCGCGCUCGCCUUCGAUGCGCUCCAGCAACACGAGGCGCUCAGUGAACUGUCAUUGAGCAACAUCGAAUGCGAGCCCUUUGCCAUGAGCUGUGCAGGGUUUCCCAACCUGACGGCCUUACAGCUCAACGGCAAGUUCAUCACCGCCCUGCGCUUGAACAACCACCCAACGCUCGCGCGCGUCGUGGUCGCCAACUCCUCGCGCCUGGUCGCGCUCUCUGCGCUCGGCUGCCCCAGCCUGUACCAUCUGCACAUCGAGAGCUCAGGCGGCGCCGCCGAUGGUGAUCGGCUCGCGCUCGCCAUCGACUGCCCGUCCCUGCUGCGCCUGUCCUUGUACGGCGUCCGGUCGCGCUCGGUCGACGUCGCGCCGCUGCGGUGCCCGAAGCUGCGACACCUGGUCCUGGACCGCGUGGACCACCUGCCGCUGAGCGUCGUCGAACAGGUCUUCGUCGAGUGCCCCGAUCUCGCCACCGCCAAGUUGACCUCGUGCGGGGUGGAGCGGGAGGACGUGGAGAGGCUGUGCCAGCCGCGCAGGUCGGGCGAGGAGCUGCAGGUCGCGUGGGGCCAGGACGGUGAAGUCUUCGAGUGGCCAUGA
Molecule: messenger RNA, 2145 nt
Organism: Acanthamoeba castellanii str. Neff
Lineage: Eukaryota; Discosea; Longamoebia; Acanthamoebidae
Exons: 8
Coding region: 1-2145 (714 amino acids)
Biological process (GO): SCF-dependent proteasomal ubiquitin-dependent protein catabolic process
Cellular component (GO): SCF ubiquitin ligase complex
Source: RefSeq, a predicted model, not a curated record